AUGCCUUUGGGAUGUCAUGCUGUGCUCCAACGACUGCUUCUGUGCGAUCUCACCAUGGUAUGUCAGUCGGCUCUACACCGCAUGAUCUUGUUCAUGCCUCCGAUGGAGAUUCUCAUGGCCCUUCCAACGGUGUGGUACCUAGCUCUCAUAUUCGACCCUUUCGUGGCCAUUGCGUUGGUCUGCGUGCGCUUCUUGCAGUGCGGCUUCCGACUGCACCAAAUGAUGUGGAUGUCCACCUUGCUCCUGGAAUCUCCGGGAUGUCCUGAGUACAUCAUUGCAGAUCUAGCCAGGUGUCCAGCCCUUGACCGAUGCUGUUCCCGACUGCUGAGUCUGCUGUUGACUGUGCUCAAUAUUCUCUGGCUCAUGAUGCUUCUGGAAUCUCCAGUUGAGCCAUUCUUCAAAGUCGUGUUGAUGAUUGGCAACAUCAGCAUGCUCACCUGUGACUUCAUGGUCCUGUCCUACCUGUCCUGGAAACAGCCGCUGACGCUGCCACGGCAAGACGUCGGCAACGUCGGCAUGGCCAUGGCCCAAGCGGCGCGGCCACGACGGCCACGACCUCGGCCACAGAGGAAAGGGGAUCCAACGGUGCCGAUGAUCAUAGAGCUGGAGGCGGAUGAAGCACCUGGCAUUUGCUCCAUUUGUUUGAGCGAUCUUCAGUCAGGAGAUGACGCGCAGCAACUACCAUGCCAGCACGUUUUCCACACCCACUGCAUUCGAGAGUGGCUUCUGCGAAGCAGCUACUGUCCACUCCGCUGUCCUCAGCAGGUUUUGCCGGUGCAGAAAUCCCGCAAUCCUGCUCCAGUGGAGGAGUUUGUGUCAGUUCUGCCCGGGCAAGUCGAACCUUUGGAUGGGUAG
Cladocopium goreaui is the source of this 855-nucleotide messenger RNA. NCBI's taxonomy places the organism in Eukaryota, Dinophyceae, Suessiales, Symbiodiniaceae. The record is from the annotation of a GenBank genome assembly.